Molecule: messenger RNA, 1623 nt
Organism: Ceratotherium simum simum (southern white rhinoceros)
Lineage: Eukaryota; Metazoa; Chordata; Mammalia; Perissodactyla; Rhinocerotidae
Gene: ARB2A
Product: ARB2 cotranscriptional regulator A
Biological process (GO): regulatory ncRNA-mediated heterochromatin formation
Cellular component (GO): nucleus
Molecular function (GO): siRNA binding
Source: RefSeq, a predicted model, not a curated record
CUCGAACUUGGUCGGGGCGCGGAUCCCGAGAGGGAAAGUCAUAACUACCGCACGAGGGAGUUCGACUGGCGAGCUGGAAGGCCACGCCUCCUCCCGCCUGCCCCCGCAGCCCUGUAGCUGGGGGCAGAGCUCAGACUGUCUUCUGAAGAUUGAUGUCUAUUUCCUUGAGCUCUUUAAUUUUGUUGCCAAUUUGGAUAAGCAUGUCACAAAUUCAGCAGGGAGGUCCAGAUGAAAAAGAAAAGACUACAGCACUGAAAGAUUUAUUAUCUAGGAUAGAUUUGGAUGAACUAAUGAAAAAGGAUGAACCACCUCUUGAUUUCCCUGAUACCCUGGAAGGAUUUGAAUAUGCUUUUAAUGAAAAGGGGCAGUUAAGGCACAUAAAAACUGGGGAACCGUUUGUUUUUAACUACCGGGAAGACUUGCACAGAUGGAACCAGAAAAGAUACGAAGCUCUAGGAGAGAUCAUCACGAAGUAUGUAUAUGAGCUCCUGGAAAAAGACUGUAAUUUGAAAAAAAUCUCUAUUCCAGUAGAUGCUACUGAGAGUGAACCAAAGAGUUUUAUCUUUAUGAGUGAGGAUGCUUUGACAAAUCCACAGAAACUGAUGGUUUUAAUUCAUGGUAGUGGUGUUGUCAGGGCAGGUCAGUGGGCUAGAAGGCUUAUUAUAAAUGAAGAUCUGGACAGUGGCACACAGAUACCUUUUAUUAAGAGAGCUAUGGAUGAAGGAUAUGGAGUAAUAGUACUGAAUCCCAAUGAAAACUAUAUUGAAGUAGAAAAGCCGAAGAUACACGUGCAGUCAUCUUCUGAUAGUUCAGAUGAACCAGCAGAAAAACGAGAAAGAAAAGAUAAAGUCUCUAAAGAGACAAAGAAGCGACGUGAUUUCUAUGAGAAGUAUCGUAACCCCCAAAGAGAAAAAGAAAUGAUGCAGUUGUAUAUCAGAGAAAAUGGUUCUCCUGAAGAACAUGCAGUCUAUGUGUGGGACCAUUUCAUAGCCCAGUCUGCAGCUGAAAAUGUGUUUUUUGUUGCUCACAGCUAUGGAGGACUUGCUUUUGUUGAACUGAUGAUUCAACGAGAAGCAGAUGUAAAAAGUAAGGUAACUGCUGUGGCGUUGACAGACUCUGUUCACAAUGUGUGGCAUCAAGAAGCUGGCAAAACGAUUCGAGAAUGGAUGAGAGAGAACUGUUGUAAUUGGGUCUCUAGCACAGAACCAUUAGACACAUCAGUGGAGUCCAUGCUGCCUGACUGUCCCCGAGUCUCAGCAGGCACCGACCGUCACGAGCUAACGUCCUGGAAGAGCUUCCAGUCUAUUUUCAAAUUCUUCACCGAAGCCUCGGAGGCCAAGAGCAGCUCCUUGCGGCCGGCCGGGACGCGGCGCUCGCACCGACUGAAGCCCGAGGAGCCGUAGGAGGCGACAGCGGGCGCCGGGGAGGGGCCGCCCCCGCCCGUCUCCUGCCGGCUGCUGCCGGCGAGCAGCCUCCCAGCCCUUCAUUAGAUUGUUUUCUUCCCAGAGCACAGGGUCGUGAUAUAUACAUCUAAAUAGCGUUUUGCAUUAUUUCUAGAUGAGUGCAACUGUCAAAGCAAUAUGGGUGCACUGGCCGUGCUUGCUGCGGGCCGAGCGCGGGCUC